CUCUCCAGCUCUGUCGCCUCGUUUCUCUUCCCCAUCUUUGCCUCUUACAAGGCCCUCAAGACCCAUGAUCCCGCAGAGCUGACACCAUGGCUCAUGUACUGGGUCGUCCUCAGCUGUUGUCUCCUCGUUGAAUCUUGGGUCUGGUUCAUUGUGUCAUGGAUCCCCCUCUACGGUUACUUCCGCCUCCUCUUCCUCCUCUACCUCAUCCUCCCCCAGACCCAGGGCGCCCGGCGCAUAUACGAGGAAAAGAUCCACCCGUGGCUCGAGGAGAACGAGACCCAGAUUGACGACUUUAUCGCGAGCGCCCACGAGCGCCUGACCGCUGCCGGUAUCGCCUACCUGAAGCUCGCCAUAGAGCAGUUCAAGACAAAGGUCCUCGGCCUCCCUCCCUCAGAACAGGCCUCGCCUCCUCCAGAGCCCGCGCAGAGCUAUACACAGUCGCUGCUCUCGCGGUUUAGCGUCCCCGCAGCGAGAUGGACUGGCGAUGCCAACAACAGCACCGGCACCGACUUUUAUAGUCUGCUUUCCAGUGCUGUCGCAGCUGCUACCAGCGCGGGUGCAAGUGCGGCUGGUACGAGGACUGCUGGCGGCAACGUUACCAACACGAGCACCCUGAUCCCACCUCACCUCCGAGAUUCCAAUGAGAGGAUGACCUUUAUCUCUGCUCAGCGCGACCGGCUCAACAUUCUCCUAACAGCGCUCGACCGUGAGGCUCAGGACCUGCGCAGCGAGACCCAGCGGGCGCAAACACGCGCAGCCCACCGCCGCGCACCAUCCAUGUCCUACGAUGGAACUGAAGACGACGAGCCGACCCAGCGACCUCCCAGCGGUCUCAGCGGAUGGAGCGGCAUGAGCAAGAGCCGUAGCGAGACCGACUUUGAGAGGAUCGACGCCGAGAGCGGCACUGAAGAUGACGGCACAGUGCGCCGACGAAACAUGGGAGCCGGUACUAGAAACACAUCUGGCACAUGGGUGCCGUGGGGAUGGGGUGGUGACGCUUCUCCCGGGGCGGGA
Messenger RNA from Fusarium vanettenii 77-13-4, 1014 nucleotides. RefSeq lists its product as uncharacterized. The transcript has 2 exons. The annotation marks the transcript as partial. The record is from RefSeq and is a predicted model, not a curated record. NCBI's taxonomy places the organism in Eukaryota, Fungi, Ascomycota, Sordariomycetes, Hypocreales, Nectriaceae.